Messenger RNA from Oikopleura dioica, 8709 nucleotides. Lineage: Eukaryota; Metazoa; Chordata; Appendicularia; Copelata; Oikopleuridae. The record is from the annotation of a GenBank genome assembly.
AUGGAGGAAAGUGACGAAGUGAAAAAGAAACUUCGUGGUUUGAAAAAGAAAUUCGAACGAUUCGAGAACUUCGAUCCGAAAGAAGCGCGCAAGAAGCUCGACGAGAUCAGCGACAAUGCCAUCGAUGAAGCUAUGGCAAAGCUCAAGAUGGCGAAACAGGUCCAUAAGCAUGUUGACGCCACAAUCAAGCUGCUGGAGGAAGACGAAGGUGGCACAGCUAAGAGUCAGGCCCAGAAACGACUGAAGAAGAUCGAGAAGACUUUCAGCGAUCUGAUCAAAAAUCCGCCCGGAGACGUGAAAGAUGCAGUGUGCAGAUUUUCAUUCCCAGUGAAAGAAGAUUGCCCUGAUCUCGACUUUUCGAGUUCAGAAGAGGAGGAUGAGAUCGUGUGCUCUUACGUUGAUAGCGUCCGGCUAGAAGGCCGUGAAAGCUCUCACAAGAGUACCUCAAGUAAGAAAAAGCAAUCGAAGAAUGAUGAUUCUUCUGGUAAUAGCGACAAUGAGAAGGCGACGCGGACUUUGUCGACAACAGGAUCCACGAAAGCUGAAACCAUGGAAGAUAUCUCCUUCGCGGGAUCAACUCUUUCCAGUUUUAGCAGAAUAUCCAAGCGUUCACGGAAGUCUCCGGCGCUAGUGUCGUCAAGAAGUGGCCGGAAGUUAAGAAUGCCGAAAUCUGAAAUCAAGGAAGAGAGCGAAGAUGAAGAAGCAGAAACUAUUUCGUACGCUCCUUCAUCUGUCACUGAUUUCAGCCGGAUAAGUAAGGCAAGAAGAGGUAAGCAGCAAGCUUCUGCACAAGAAGCCAGAAAGGCUGAAUCGAUGUUCCGGGUAAAGAAGCUGCUUGAUGCUAUUCCUGAUGUGGAACCGAGCGGAAUUUACUUGAAUAGAAAACUUGGUCCCGUGAGAAACUUGAAAAAGGGGAAAAAGAAGAAGAAAUUAAAAGAGAAAGGAAUCGAAGUGAGUGGUGGUUCAACUUCUGAGGGCGAUUCAACUGACGACGAUCUUAUCCCAGCGAGCUGGAAACACAGAGCUCCUGCUCGUGAGACUCUCACUUCGAUCAAGGAUUAUUGUGACUACAUUAACGUCGAGAAAGUCCCAUACGGAGUGUUAAAAAAGGUUGAUUUGGAGAAUCUGGUUAAACUUGGAACUCCUCGGGUGAAUAGAGAAAUGAAGACAGAUUCAGAGGUGAUUUCUGAUGGUUGGACACCAAGUAUGGGAGGGAAGCAAUACUUCCCUGUCAUUGCAAAUAUCAUCAAGUCAAGAGGAAACCAGGGAUAUGACAGAGGCUCAAUGCUCCAACCGAUGGAUGCGAUCGUCGACUCUCGAGAGGGUGAUGGAACUUAUUACUACGUUUACGAGCGAGGAAACAGACGUGUCCAGAGUUUCAGCCUCCCGCAAGUUCUCAAAGAUCAAGGUCCUUUCUAUGGAGCUGAGGAGAUACUGGAAAGUCGAGGAAUUUACAACGGAACAACGACGGGGGUUGUUUCGACCUCUGCUUCUAUCGCUAAAUGGGGCAUUAACAUGUGCAUGUACACAUGUCCAAAAGUCGAGCAGUUUUAUGAAGGCUUGAGAAACGCCAAACAAGAGAAAAUCGUGCCUGUGACUCAAGUCUUUCUACUCUGCCACAAUGAGGAAGAGCCGGAAAAUAGCCACAUUAAACAAUUCGAGGCGAAGGAAAUGAAAAAGAUGCGAGACUGGAAACUCCCGAAGGAAAUCAAGCAGAAGGGGCUUCGCUUCUGCAAGUGGGGAGGCGUCACAAUGUGUCUUGGCGAUCCAUAUCGCCCAGAGGCUCGACUGUGCACGGUGGCGAUGCUAGAAACGACGGACGGCCACUACAAGGCGAAAUGGUAUUUGAUCCGGUGGAGGGUUGCAGACGAUGAAAUGUACGGAAAACCGAAGUUGCUCGAACUCAAAUGGCUCGAUAAGUCAAAAUCGGGAGAGACUCCUAUCGUUGACGACGUUAAAAUUGGCUACAUGACCUCUUGGGGAGAUCAGCUUUAUAUCUCCGACGUUGGACGACGGCAACUAUAUUUGACAGAUUUGGAAGGAAACUUGCGUCGGCAAAUCGGCUCUGAAAACCUCCAACCAUCGAAAAAACAUGAGCUUUUUGGCAGGCCAGGAUCUAUCACGGUUGAUGCCCACGGCAAUUUCCUCGUUGCAGACGAAACCAACAACCAAAUAAAGAUCUUCACGAAGACUGGUGAUUUCCUUGGCCUUCUCAUGCACAAUUUCGUCAGCAGCCCCUGUGGUUUGGAACUUCUCGAUGAUGGACGGCUGAUUUACUUCUCCAAAGAGACCUCCACAAUUUACGUCACAAAACUCGGGCCUGAUUAUGAAGACUUGGAAUUCAAAAGAGAAGAGUCGGAAGGAUCAAAACGCUUCUUUAACACUAAAUACGCCAGUCAUAGAGGAGGAAGAGGACGUGCUGGACGUGGGCGCGGAGGAGGUCGUGGCCGUCGCGGGGUUUCUCCUGGAUAUUCACGAUUUGUUCCAGGAGGUAAUUUACAAGGGACAGCACGAGAUGUCACUUCAUCUUUCUCCACAAUGAACAAUCCUCGCUCAAAUCAUAUAAGCAAUUCAUCGAUUCCGGUGGACAAUGCAACUUCCGAGAUUCAACCUUCCCGAAUCGAAUCCUUCGUUGCAGGAAGUAGCGUCUUCGAUGAGCCUGUAUUCGAGAGUGAUUGCCACAAAUCUGAAAACGUCGAAACUGCAUCCAUCAGCAGCUCUAAGUUUCUACCUGGUCGAGUCACCAACCCCAAGCUUUCUGAAAUCGACUUGCAGUGGCGUAUUCCCGUGAUUACUGCCGCAAAGAAAUUUACUUCCCAUCGUAUCGAUUAUUUUGCGUCAAUGUGGUCACCUCCUGUCUGGCUUAAAACAAACGGAAAGUUCAACGGCAUCGGAAAGCUGCGUGGAUCUCCUGGAGACAUUUAUCACAAAACUCUUGCGAAAUACUACAGAAGAUACGUUGAUGAAAUGAGAGAACAAAAUGUGUCGAUAAUUGCUGUAACGAGCCAAAAUGAGCCAACAAUGGGCCUCUUCAUCGAUUCGGCGUGGAACGCGCUCGGCUGGAGUCCCAAAGACCUUCGAGAUUGGCUCGAGUUCGAUCUUAUUCCGGAAUUCCGAAACAGCUCAACAAAGAUUUGGCUGUUUGACGACAACAGAAUAAUCCUCAGGCAGUACAUCGAUUAUCUCAUGACCAGCGAAGUAGUUCGCAACGAAACGACUGGAAUUGCGCUUCACUGUGAUCCCAAGCAUAGAUUCAAUGAGCCAUCGAGUCGCGGCGGAGCGAGUUAUGAGCUCAAUCAGAAUCAGAGACUGGGCCAGGCGGGACUUGUUGAUGCCGCUUUCGUUGUUAGAGAUAGAAGAUCAGCCUACCAGGACGAUUUGCGAGAUGAUGGCUCUACAAUGAGCUCAACCCGUCCAUCAAGAACUUCCUCCCGUCCUGGCUCUUCAAAGAGAGCUGCCAGAGAAUCCAAUCAAGAUCGGAAACUGCUGGAAAGAAUCGAUCUUGAAAAUCGUCAACUAGAGAAAGUCCCGGAUCUGCGACAGGAAGAAUCGCUCAAGCUUAUCAACUUGCAGCAGAAUAGAAUAACCGACCUGACGAAUCUGAAGUAUUUGUGGAACCUGGUGUUUUUGGAUCUCUAUGACAAUGAGAUUUCCAAUCUCUUUCACUUACAGCCCCUUAUCAAUCUACGAGUACUGAUGCUCGGAAAGAACAAAAUCGACCGAAUCCACGGACUCGAUACUUUAACCAAACUGGACGUACUGGAUAUGCACUCGAACAAUAUCUCGGAUCUCUCCGGUCUGGCGCAACAGUCAUCUUUGCGCGUGCUCAACUUGGCGGGGAAUAAAAUUUCACUGGUUCAUGGCCUCCAAAAGCUCGAGAGUCUGGCCGAGCUGAACGUUGUUGCAUCAAAUACUUGCGGUUUGAACGGGCCCGAGACCUUUUAUCGACAAACAACGACGACUCUUCGCUCACACUCGUCUUCUCGCCAUCUUCGAUUUACUUGUGACGAUCGCUCCCCCCGAAACGGCCACAACACUCGAUUCCUCACCGACAAUGAGCCCGAGACAACCUGGUGGCAGUCUGAGACACUCUUCCAGUCUCGUAUCAACGCGCCGAACAAUGUCACACUAAUUCUUGAUCUCGACAAGGCUUAUGAAAUCACUUACAUUCGACUUCGUUUCCACUCUCCUCGACCUGAAUCGAUGAUUAUCGAGAAGAGAACUUGCGAAACAUGCCCGUGGACGAAGUUCCAGUACUACAGUAAAACUUGUGUUGAAACUUUCAAUCUCGCUGCUGGUGGCUACGUCCGUCCAGAAAACGAACGCGAAGCUAUCUGCGAGAGUAAGAUGUCCAAGAUUACUCCGAUCUCUGGUGGCGACGUGAUUUUCUCCUCCCUUGAAGGUCGACCAUCCAAGACGAACUUCGAACGUUCUCCAGUUCUACAAGAAUGGGUCACUGCUACAAACAUCAGAAUCACACUUGUUCGACUCAACACCUUCGGUGAUGAAAUUUUCCGCGGAACGAAGGUUCUCCAGUCGUAUUACUACGCCAUCUCGGAUCUUGCUGUCGGUGGACGUAUGAAAUGCAAUGGCCACGCCAAGAAAGCUCUUCGUGAUGCCGAAGGCAAGCCAAUUUGUGACUGCCAACACAACACUGCGGGUCCUGAUUGCGAAAUGUGCCUUCCUCUUUACAACAACAAGCCUUGGACUCGUGCAACGUCUUUCCACGCUGAGGAAUGUGAAAAAUGCGACUGCAACGGUCUCGCAGACUCAUGUGUUUACGACGAUCAACUUGGGCAUGGCCGCUGUAUCGACUGCCAGGACAAUUCUGACGGACCAAAAUGUGAAACUUGCAAGAAGGGCUUUUUCAAGAAUGAGUAUGGCAGGUGCGUUCCCUGCGGAUGUAACGCUGAUGGAUCGCAGUCCGAACAAUGCGAUGAUACUGGCAAGUGCUACUGCCACUAUGGCGUUGAUGGCGAUAAGUGUGACCGAUGCAAGGACAAUUUUUACAAUCUCGCUCGUGGCGGAUGCACACCGUGCAAUUGUCACAUCGAGGGUUCUCUCAACAAUAGGCCAUCAUGCGACGCAGUGACCGGCGAUUGUUUAUGCAAAGAAAACGUGCAUGGAAGACAAUGCAAAGAAUGCAAAAAUGGCUUUAUGGGCUUGGCCUCUAGUUUGGGCAACAACUUCCCCGACAAGAACAAUCCAUCAGGAUGCACGGCUUGUUUCUGCUUUGGACAUUCAAACAGCUGUUCUCCUGCCAAAAACUACGUCAAGGCAACCGUCUCUUCUAACUUCGACCAUGACGGCGAAACCUGGGUUGAGAUGGAUCCUUUCGCAGUCCAAUACGAUAAUGUUCUCGGCUGUGUUAAAUCGACAGAAAGCUUCAGCUUUCCACAAAAGUACUUGACCAACCAGCGACACUCCUACAAUCAGCAUUUGAAGUUCCAGCUCAAGGUCAAAUCUCCCGACCAAAAUGGGGAUUUUAUUGCUCCAGCGCGUCUCAGCCUCGUCGGUGUGGGAAUCUCAGGUGCUCCAACGGAACUCUCGUGCACACUUCAGAAGACGGAAAAUGAUGAGUAUCACGUGCGACUUCACGAAAGUGUCUUUGAACCAGCACUUGAGCCCGUGCCCUUUGUCUCCGUGCUCAAUAAUUUAACUUCUAUCGAAUUGAGCUUCCCUGGUGAAGGUUUGCUCGACAAGGUUGAACUUGAAACUGCUCGAGAAGGAUACGGCCCCAUUACUCCCGCUAAUGAAGCCAACUGGGUCGAGGUCUGCCACGAACCAAAGCGAACUCCGACUGCUGAUGCUUGCAGUCCAUAUUUCACCUUCCAAUCAAACACCAACAACCCUUACCAAGAAUGCAAGCCCUGCCAAUGCAACAAUCAUGCGGCACAGCCUUGUGACAUCGUUUCUGGUAAAUGCAAAUGCGAACAUAACACUUGCGGAGAUUUCUGUAAUGUGUGUUGCCCCGGAUUCUAUGGAAAUCCGUAUGAUGGAACCAAGAAUGAUUGUAAAGCCUGCCCCUGUCCAGCUGGAAGCGAGUGUUCCGCUACUUCAACUGUUCCCCAGGGUGUUACUGAUGGUCUCGCUGUUAUUUGCAACCGAUGUCCUCCUGGAUCUCAAGGACCCCGCUGUGAGCGAUGCCAAGAAAACUUUUACGGCGACCCCCUUGGACUUUAUGGCUCGCACCGAGUCUGCCAGGAUUGCCAAUGCAAUGGUAACAUUAACCUCCUCGAGCCCGGAAAUUGCGAUUCCUUCACUGGAAAGUGCCUUAAAUGUAUCCAUAAUACUGAGGGCGAUCAUUGUGAGCAGUGCAAAGAUGGCUUCUAUGGUAAUCCAGCUGCUCAAGUGACAGAGCAAGCACAUGGAAAGGGUUGCACUGCCUGCGAGUGCAAUGCUAAUGGAUCACGAUCUUCAACUUGUAAUAAGGCUACUGGAAAGUGCCACUGUCUUCCUGGAGUUGGCGGCGAUAAGUGUGAUGAAUGCUUGCCUCAGUAUUUCAACCUGGUGCCUGGUGUGGGCUGUCAGCUUUGCAGCUGCGAUCCAAUUGGGUCUGUUUCUGGAGAAUGCGAUGUCUAUUCUGGCCAGUGCGAGUGCAAACCAGGAGUCACCGGUACUCGAUGUGAUCAAUGUCUACCUGACCACUGGGGACACUCUCCCGAAGGCUGCAGCCCAUGUGACUGUAACGAACACGGAUCAUUGUCAUCCCAGUGUAACAUUCACACCGGUCACUGUGAGUGCCGAGACGGUGUCAUGGGAAUGCGAUGUGAUCAGUGCGAGGAGAACUACUUCUACGACAGCACCGAUUAUGAAUGCACGAAAUGCCCGGCUUGUUAUGAUCUCGUCCAAAAUCACGUGAAUCGUCAUCGAACUAAACUUGGACAGCUUGAUCGUCUUGCCGGAGAAGUCGUCAACAAUCCUCACCGAUUCCUCAAUGAUAAAGAGUUCGAACAUGCUGUGAAUGGACUUCUUUCUGCCUCUCGAAACUUUGAUGAAGAUGUUUACGAAGUUCUGGAUGUGUUUGAAGCCUUCAUGAAGGAUUUGUCCGAUACUAAUCAGACAUUCUCCAGCGUCAUGCUCCAGCUUCACCAGUUUAAAUCACAGAUGGAAACAUGUGAACGAUCUAUCUCCCACUCGAAGAAUCAACAGCGAGCUACUGAAGGAACUAUCAGUGUGAUUGAGUCUAUUUUCUCCGGAAUCGAGCGUGCUUUGCGAGAUGCUCAUGACCAGCUCAGUGACGCUGAAAAUCUUUCUCGAGGUCAAUAUGUUCGCCACGAAGAACUACGAUCGCUCUAUUCUCAAGCGAUGGGCGCUCUUGACAAGCACCGAACAGAAAGUGAGAAGGUCCAAUUCGCCGCAAAAGCAGCCAUGGAAACAUCUCAGCGCGCUAGACAACAGAUAGAAGGCUCGUUAGACCUGCUGAACGACAUGAAGGGCUCACUGUAUACGUUUGUCACCGACGAUCUUAAACUCACACAGCAACGAAUCACAGCUCUCCGAGACAGCGCUAAACUGGCUAAAAAGCAGGCAACUGAAGCAAAAAAUAAAGUGAUGGCUUUGAACAUUCCAACUGCAGAGAGUAUCCCGGAAAUCGAUGACCAAAAGAUCAAAAAGAUGGCAAACGAAAUUGAGCUUCAAGCUGAAGACUUGAGCAAACGACUUGAUCGACUCAAGGAUAGACUGCAGGAGUCGAGGGACAGAUACGAAGAUGAAGCAACCGUUGCAAAUGAGAAAUACGAAGCUGGUCGAUUUUACUUGAACAAGGCCGACAAACUUCUUGCAUCAGUCCACGCGGCUCAGCAAAAAGCAAAGGGCGACAGAAGUAACAUCGACAAACUCUUCAAAAAGUCGCAGCACUUGGUCGAUGUUAUCAAGAAUUAUUUCGCUGACACCAACGGCGACGACAUUUCGGGCGAUGUCGAUCUCGAUGGAAUCACUGUCGAAAGCCUUGAUCGAAAAGCAGACGCUCUCACUGACAGAAUCGAAAGCUACAAGACCAACGUUGCUGACAUGGCGACUCAAGCUGAAAAUGCAUUCGAAGAUGCCGCUGAUACGCUCAAAACUGCCGAUGAUAAUUUGAAAAUGGCGAAUACUGUCGUCUCCGAGACGACCCGACUUCAAGACAGCAUCUUGAUCGAUACGGAAAACCUGAACGAAAGAGAUGGAUCCAGUUUCGAAAGAAAAUUCAUGGACAAGAGCAACGAGGUCGACGAAAAACUCGCUGAAUCGAAGCGAAUUGCAUCGAUGGCGUCCAACGCUCGCGAACAAGUCGACACGCUUGCUCUCAAUUUGGACAGCAUUGAUGCCCUUCUGGCUGAAAUCAAGGAUCGGGAGCUUUUGGGCAUAGUCGACCAGAUCAGCAAGACAUUUGGAGAGUCAAAGACGCGCGACGAUAUUGCAAAGACUCAGGAAGCUUAUCAAUUGUUGAAAGACAGAUUUGAGAACCAAAAAGCGGGUGCGAUAGAGAAGGUAGAGCAGAUGGAGCGAGAUCUUCAGGGCAGCCUCCAGCACUUGAGCAAGAACAAGGCGCUGGAGAAAACGCUGCAGAGCGAGGUGGACAGGCUAAGUCAGAUCCACGACGCACUACCGAAUUGGUGCAAGAAGAACGCCAAAACCAACGAAAGCGGCUCUUCUUCCGCCUCCUCUUCCUCCGCGGACAGCUCGAGCUCCAGGAAUUGGAGAGAACCAAUCACGGAGCAAACCUAA